AACAAAAUUAUACAUGCAGUGUGUGUUCAAAUGGAGCAAAGUCUAAUCAGAAACUCCUCCCUCUCAAAGCCUUUAACAAGGAAAUGACUAGUUAUUAUUUCUUCUUUACUGAAAGAUAAAAUCAGUGCUGUGCAUCAAAGGAGGACACGAUAAAUGAGAUUUUCUUGAGAAGCUUUUGCACGAAAUAGAUUUUGAUUGUAGUUAUAAUUGUUAGCCUAUUUACUUUUCAAAGUAAAGUUCAGAAAGUGAAAGUAAAUUGUAGAAGGAGAAGAGGAAAUGGAUCCCAAAUCUGUGGAAGAGCUUUCUUGUCCCGUGUGCUGUGAAAUCUUUAAGGAUCCUGUUCUUCUCUCCUGUAGUCACAGUUUCUGUAAAGAGUGUCUUCAACAGUUCUGGAGAACCAAGAAAACUCAGGAGUGUCCCGUCUGCAGAAGAAGAUCCUCAAGAGCAGAACCUCCACGUAAUCUAGCGUUAAAAAACUUGUGUGAUUCACUGAGAAAGGAGAGGAACGAGAGGCGCUCAUCAGGAUCUGAGGAGAUCUGCAGUUUACACAGUGAGAAACUCAAACUCUUCUGUCUGGAGGACAAACAGCCGUUGUGUGUAGUGUGCAGAGACUCAGAGAAACAUGUCAGUCACACAUUCAGACCCAUCGGUGAAGUGAUCUCAUCUCACAAGGAGGAAGUGAACACAGCGCUGACAUCUUUACAAAACAAGCUCAAACAUGCAGAAAAAAUGAAAGCAAAGUGUGAUAAAACAGUUCAACACAUCAAGUCUCAAGCUGAGCACACCGAGCGUCAGAUUAAAGAGGAGUUUGAGAAGCUUCAUCAGUUUCUCAGAGAUGAAGAAGAAGCUACAAUCACUGCACUGAGGGAGGAAGAGGAGCAGAAGCAGCAGAUGAUGAAGGAGAAGCUGGAGGAGAUGAACAGACACAUCUCUGCUCUUUCACACACAAUCAAAGACACGGAGGAGAUGAUGAAGGACAGCGAUGCCUGCUUUCUGAAGAACUUCAGCAUCACGAUGGAAAGAGUCCGGAUCUCAUCACAGCCGGAUCCACAGAUGAGUUCUGGAGCUUUGAUUCAUGUGCCACAUUACUUGAGUAACCUGCGCUUCAGAGUCUGGAGCAAGAUGCAGGAAACUCUCCAACACACUCCAUUGACUCUAGAUCCAAACACAGCAGAUAAUUCUCUCACUCUCUCUUCUGAUUUGACCAGUGUAUCAUACAGUAGUUUACGUCAAAAUCUUCCUGAUAAUCCAGAGAGGAUUGAGAAGUAUGCAUGUGUUCUGGGAUCUGAGGGCUUUAACUCAGGGACACACUGCUGGGAUGUGGAGGUUGGAGACAAUACACUCUGGAUUGUUGGAAUAACCACAGCAUCAAACCAAAGGAAGGGAGAGGUUUUCUUUAACUCUAAUGUCUGGCGUGUGUCGUACAUGGACAGUAAAUACUGGUCACAAUCCCCAGGUAAACCCUGGACUGUCUUCACUGUUAAAGAGAAGCUGCAGCGUGUGAGAGUUCAGCUGGACUGUGACAGAGGAAAGGUGUCCUUCUCUGAUCCUCAAACUAACAUCUGUCUCUGCUCAUUCACAACAACCUUCACAGAGACCGUCUUUCCUUUCUUAUAUAAUCGCUGCACAACUUCUCCUCUGAGGAUCUUACCAGUUAAACUGAUCGUAACAACAGAAAAUCACAGUUAAAUCUCUUUCUGCUUUUAGAUCAAUUAAGGUACAAUAAUCAAUUCAAUUCAAGUUUAUUUGUAUAGUGCUUUUUACAAUACAAAUCAUUACAAAGCAACUUUACAGAAAAUUAUUUUUCUACAAUAUUUAGUAAUAGCUUAUAAGUGGUGACUGUCAGU
Carassius auratus (goldfish) is the source of this 1847-nucleotide messenger RNA. Its product is annotated as nuclear factor 7, brain-like. The transcript has 6 exons. The record is from RefSeq and is a predicted model, not a curated record. Gene Ontology annotation, molecular function: protein binding; zinc ion binding. NCBI's taxonomy places the organism in Eukaryota, Metazoa, Chordata, Actinopteri, Cypriniformes, Cyprinidae. Bases 277 to 1689 code for a protein of 470 amino acids.